Molecule: messenger RNA, 3360 nt
Organism: Entamoeba nuttalli P19
Lineage: Eukaryota; Evosea; Mastigamoebida; Endamoebidae
Product: leucine rich repeat protein, BspA family protein
Exons: 1
Coding region: 1-3360 (1119 amino acids)
Source: RefSeq, a predicted model, not a curated record
AUGGUAAUUGCAAAGUAUUUUGAGUAUGAAAGUGAUUUCAUUAAUAUUAUUUGUACAUGUAAAAAAAAUAAAAAUAUUCUUGAAAUGUUUCAUUAUAAUCCAAUUCCAAUACUUUCUACAACAUUAUUUCCAAAUAUUGAAACACAUUAUUUAUAUUUUCCAUUUGAUAAAAAACUUCCUUCAGUUAAAUUAGAAGCUAUUUGUUAUGAAGUAACAUAUUCUCAAUUCUUAGAAUUUCAAAAAGAAAAAAUAAAAUGUUUUAAAAUAACAUAUACACAAAAUGAUAGAAUAAAAUAUGGUAAUAUUAUACCUUAUGGAAUAAAUAAAAUUGGUGAACAUUGUUUUGAAGAAAGUGAUAUUAAAGAAAUAAAUAUUCCAAAUUCUGUAACUUCAUUAGGAAAUAAUUGUUUUGCUCAUUGUACAAAUUUAUCUUCAGUACAAUUAUCUUCAAAUCUUGUUAAUUUACCAUUUAUGUGUUUUUCUAGUUGUAUUAAUUUAACUACAAUGAUUAUUCCAGAUUCUGUUCAAUCUAUGGAUGCUAGUUUUUUUAAUUGUCAACAUUUACAGUCAAUAACAUUAUCAACAUCAUUAAAAUAUAUUGGAUGUAGUUGUUUUAAAUUUUGUGUUUCACUUCAUUCAAUAAAAUUUCCAUCAUCAUUACAUUGUAUUGGACAAAAUGCAUUUAAUUGUUGUAUUUUAUUAGAUAAAAUUGUUCUUCCAGAUUCUGUUUAUAAAAUUGAUGAAGAAGCUUUUUCAAAAUGUUCAACAUUAUCAUCUAUUAGAUUAUCUGCUGAUUUAGCUGAAAUUGGUAGAAAUUGUUUUAAGAAUUGUCAUUCAUUAAGAGAAUUUAUUAUUCCACCAUCAGUUUGUUUAAUGGAAGCGGGAGUUUUAACUAAUUGUAAUAGAAUUGAAUUUUUUGAUGCAACACAAGAUAAAAAUGGUGAUUUUAUUUAUGAAUUUACACAACAUGAAAGUGAAAUGAUAAAACGAGUUUGUCAAAUAUAUAAUAAGAAAGUAGGAUUUUAUAAUAUUAAUUAUAUUGAUGAAAAUCAACAAACAGAAAAAGAUGCUAUCAUUGAUUUUAAUUGUAGUAUUAUUGCUAAAGAAGCAUUUAAAGAUAAUAAAUUUAUUGAAUCAAUUGCAAUUCCACCUAGUAUUAUUCAUUGUGAUAAUUCAUGUUUUGAGAAUUGUACAUCAUUAACAUCAGUUUAUAUUCCAACAUCAUUAACUGCUUUAUGUGAUUCUGCAUUUGAAGGAUGUAUUAAUUUAAAAAUAAUUGAUAUUCCAAUGUGUUCAUUUGAAUAUGUUCAUUCAGAAGUAUUUAAAGAUUGUUCAUCACUUCAACAUAUUCAAAUACCAACAAGUGUUCACACAAUGUGUGAUUCAUGUUUUGAAAAUUGUAUUAAUUUAAUAGAAUUAAAUAUUCCUAAUGGUGUAACUAAAAUUGGAGAAACAUGUUUUAUAAAUUGUUCUUCAAUGACUGGAUUAACAAUACCAUCAAGUGUUGAAAUUAUUGGAUUAGAAUGUUUUGUUAAUUGUUCUUCUCUUCAAUCACUUCAAAUUCCUUUAGAUUUAAAUGGAAAUUAUAAAUUUCCAAUUUCAUAUAAUGAAUAUCUUUUAUUUAAGUCUUUAGGAAUACAUUGUAAUAAUAUUGUUUUAACUCAAAAUGAUAUUGGUGAAGAUGAAAAUAUUCCUAUUGAUGUUCCACUUAAAUUAAAUAAUGAAUUAUUUAGAGGAAGUAAUGAAAAUCAUUUUAUUAUUCCUUCUAAUGUUAUUGAAAUUGGAGAUCUUUGUUUUGGAGAAUGUUUUCAAUUAACAUCACUUGAACUUCCAUCUUCUAUUACUAAAAUUGGAAAAGAAGCAUUUGCAGGGUCUAGUCAAUUAAAAGAAAUUAAAAUACCAUCAAAAAUAAGUAAAAUAGGAUCAUUUUCAUUUGAAGGAUGUUAUAAUUUAACACAUAUUGAUUUUGGAAAUAGAAAAGAUUAUCCAUUUACUGUUUCAUUAAUAUGUUCUUAUAUUUUAAAAAGAUGUGGAUUACAUUGUAAUAAUUUAUGUUAUUCAAGAAAUGACUUUUUAUUAUUAAAUCAAAUAUAUUCAAGUCAUAUUCCUUAUUUUGCUUCAUCAUGUUGUAAUGAUGUUUAUAAUUAUCAAUUAGAAAGAUGUAUAAUUCCAACAACAAUAACAAGAAUAUGUUCUAAUCAAUUUUUUGAUUGUGUUUCUUUAACUUAUAUUGAUAUUCCAUCAUCAGUAUCAAAAAUUGGAAGAACAUCAUUUGCAAAUUGUUAUAGUUUAAAAGAAAUUAUUUUUCCACCACAAGUUAUUAAAUUAAAAGAUAAUGUAUGUAUGUCAAAUUAUUUAUUAACUAAAGUUAUUCUUCCAACAUCAUUAACAAGAAUUGGUAAUUAUUCUUUUUAUUCAUGUCGUUCAUUACAAUCAAUUAAAAUACCAAAAUAUGUUCAAUUUAUUGGUAAAGCAUGUUUUAAUAGAUGUACAAGUCUUAAACAUAUUGAAUUUGAACAAAACUGUGAAUUAUCUCAUCUUUCAUUUAGUGCAUUUUAUAAAUGUUUUACUUUAGAAUCAUUUCAAUUACCAACUACAGUUUCUCGUAUUGAUUCUUUUUGUUUCUUUAAAUGUGAGAAUUUAACUAGUAUUACUCUUCCUUCUUCAUUAAAACAUCUUGGUUAUGUUGUAUUUAAACGAUGUUUUUCACUUCAAAAUAUUAUUAUUGAAAAUGGACUCUUAGAUAUUGGUAAAGGUUGUUUUUCAUCUUGUACUUCAUUACAAUCUAUUUGUAUUCCAAACUCAGUUAGUAGAAUGGAAGGUGGUUGUUUCUUACAUUGUAAAUCAUUAACUUCAUUAACAUUAUCUUCAUCAUUGAAAACACUUCAUGUAGCAUGUAUUGAUGGUUGUACAUCAUUGAAACAAAUUUAUAUAGGAAAUAAAAGAAUUAAAGAAUAUCCUUUUAACAUUAGUUAUAAACAAUCACUUAUCUUAAAUUCUAUAGGAAUAAAUACACCUCAUGUAAUAUUUACAUCACAUGAUAUCCCACCAAAUCAAUCAAAUAUAGAAGUACCAAAUGGGGUAAUUGUUAUUGAUGAUAAUUGUUUUAGAAAUAAUAGAAAAAUUGACACUGUUACAAUAAAUGAUUCAAUAAAACUAAUUGGUAAAUAUGCAUUUAAAUCAUCUAUUCUUCUUCAACCUCCAAAUAUUCCAAAUGGAUGUGUUGUUGAUCCUACUGCCUUUGAGGAUAUGAAAAUUGUCAAAAAUAAACAAGACUUUCUUCAACAAUUUCAAAAUAAUAAAAGCACUCAACUAAAACAUAUUCCAAAUAAUGUUGAAGAUCAAUGUUCAAUUGCUUAA